AUGGCUCCUGAGGCCCCUGAUCCUCAAAGCCUGAAGUCAUGGAAUGAUGCAUUCCAAUACCCGAUUCCCACGGUCCGCCGUGUGGAACAGGAGCUGCGCCGGGACAUCGCGAGCAAUAAGGAGAAACUCCGAGCUCUCGUGGGGGUGCGAUAUCGUGACUUAAUUGGAACUGCUGAGACAAUUGUGGCCAUGAACCGAGACAUUCAAGACGUGGAAUCCAUUCUGACCGAUGUUGGACACCAGUGCAAUCCUCGACUUAUCGAAAGGAAGCACAUUCACGUCCGGCAAAUCAAGGCUGGCGAUGCUGAGAAAGACGCAAAGAAGCACGCAUUCGGAGCACAGCUUUCUCUCCUUCACCGCUGUACAUCCUCUAUCAGCCGGCUUUUGCGACGUCGCAGUUCGUUCCUGUUGGUUGCGAAGAUUCUAGUUGUUUCCAGGUCACUCCACAACACAAUAUCGAAACAUGAAUCACUCCCUCCAUUCCUUGAUGAUCUCUGGAAGCAGGUAGCAUCCCUCCGACAAACACUUCUCAAACGAAUUAAUAAACGCCUUGCCUCUGCAAGCGCUACAGAAGAAACUAUCAUUGAAUCGUUGGCCGCCUAUUGCCUCGUAGAAAGCCCUUCUUCCGAUGAUGCGAUUCGUCAUUUUUACCGAGUGCGCCUGGACCUCAUUGUUAGCCAGCUAGAUACAUCUCGUGAGAAUAUUCCCAGAGCUCUUCAGCUGUUUGUUCGGACAAUUCAGACCUCAAAGGUUUUGCGAUCCCAUCGAUUCUCAGAUGUGCUCUUGAAACUUAAAGCUCGACCCCUCCUCGCCGACCCAGAGAUUCAGAGCAUAGAUGGACUGGAGGUGGAAUUUCUUGGUCGCUGGGUGGCUCCAGAUGUGAAAAAUUUCACCCCCUGGAUUAAGCUCAGCGAAUUAAACAGAACCCAGGGUGUGGAAUCGAUCAAGGAAUGGUCACUCGAGGCCUUUAAGAAAUUCUCCGAAGGCUGCCAAAAGAGCCUGGCCCACAGCACCGAUUUCUCCGAGCUCCUCUCUCUCCGUGCAGAGACUGUGGAAUUGUGGCUAUCAUCAUGGGGCUCAACCAUCAUGCACGGCUCAGUAAAUGUCCUCGAAAAUCUCCGAAAUAUCUUCAAUGACCACCUUGCCAGAAUCCUGAAUCUGCAAGCACAAAGCCUAGGCGAAGUCGGCACUCAAGUUUUAUCGAUAAUAUCAGACUGGGAGAACACCAAUCACAAACCCGUCGGAUCUCUCUGGGAUGCCGAUCUCAGUACCGCAGAAUACAUGAAUGGCGCGCAGGCAUUCAAACAAACCGUCGCAGAUAGAUUAUUGGGUCGUGACGAAGACGUCUCUACCGUUCUUGCAAAUUAUCAGGCAUGGCUCGCAUCAAUCCAAAAAUUCAACGAAUCCAUCGACUCUCUACGCCGCACAAGAUGGUCCGACAUUCUGGUCGGGGCUGAAGUCGAUGAUGAAGAUGUGGACAUCUCACCUCGACUCAACGAAGAUGACCCCCGACAUCUAUCCGAUUCUCUUCAUUCUGCCGUUCGCGACGCAUUUACCAGUCUCCAGACUUCAUUCAGCAACGCUUUCAAGUCGCUCAACCCCUCGCAUUCAAGCGAAAAAGCUACUUUCCUACUGAGACUUAUACGACUCGUCCGGCGAGAUAUGCCCGCCGGCUUCAUAUCUGGAGAAUUUGUCUUCUCGAGCGAAACAGUUCCUGAUCUACAGAAGUUGCUUGCAAGAGAGGUAGUCGCCAAGGCUGGCUCGCUGAGCUUGAUUCCGUCCCCGAAGAGCAACCCCCAGACAGGUAAGAUCAAGAUCGUACCCGGCCGAUCGCUCUGGGAAGGCAAGCCUGCCAUACCGGUUCAGCCUUCGGCUUCGAGCUUCAAGCUCCUCCGUCAGCUUACCUCCUCGAUGGAUACCUGCGGAUUGGAUCUGUGGGAUCCGUCCACGGUGCAUGCAUUGAAGCAAGAAUUGAAAACGAAGCUUGAGGCAGCUAUCUCAUCUGCUUUGGAUGAUCUCGACAGCGAAAAUGUUCUCAGCAAGGCUGACAAGCCCACUACCAGCGGAGAUAAGGAAAAGGAAGAUAAUUCCACGGAGAAAUUGGAGACCCAAAGCCCGGAUCCAGAUCAAGCCGAGGGCCUGCGCGACUUGAAGGUUCAGCUCUUCUUCGACUCUCUGUACCUGUCUCAGAUGCUCGGCGAGCAAAAUAAGCUGGCUGGUGUUGUCGAGCGUGCUCAGAGGUGUUCCGGUGCCAGUGCAGAGACUGUUGGGGCUAUCAAGAAGCUUGCAACUGAGUACUGGACUCGGACGGAGCUGCUGUUUGGUCUCUUGGCAAAAUUCUGA
Molecule: messenger RNA, 2343 nt
Organism: Penicillium digitatum Pd1
Lineage: Eukaryota; Fungi; Ascomycota; Eurotiomycetes; Eurotiales; Aspergillaceae
Product: COG1/VPS51 family protein
Biological process (GO): intra-Golgi vesicle-mediated transport
Cellular component (GO): COG complex; Golgi apparatus
Source: RefSeq, a predicted model, not a curated record